Molecule: messenger RNA, 2001 nt
Organism: Bradysia coprophila
Lineage: Eukaryota; Metazoa; Arthropoda; Insecta; Diptera; Sciaridae
Source: RefSeq, a predicted model, not a curated record
AACGUUUUGCAAAAGUUCUUGAAAGGAACCACAAAAAUGAGACGCUCCGUUUUCUGAGAGCUUAUGAGCGAAUUAACAUUAAACAACGUGCAACAGUCAGUGAGAGAAUUUUCGUAAAUGUUAAUAUCAACACAGAACAAAAUGGAAGCUUUGUGAAUCGGAAUGCUUUUCACGUUUCGUGUAAUAAUUUGAAGCGUGCAUUCGGCUUGUUUUUUUUACACGUUUGUGCUAUUUUGUACUUUUUCUAUAUUUUUUUGUUUGUUUUAUUAAUCGUAAUCAUGCUGGCAUUUUGUCCACCGGUUAAAAAAAUCAAAACCGAGUAUGGAGCGAAAUCCUCAUCUUCGCAAAGUUUCGAUGCAGAAUCCAAUUUUGUUUGUACGAAACGUAAAAUCGUUCGACGAAGAUUGAACACUCCAAUCCCGGUCGCCACCAGUACAACUAUUCUCGAUCUAAACGACGACUGUCUCUACAAAAUUUUCAAUUUGUCGCUUGUCUCGCUUUCCGACUUCUAUUCGUUAUCACAGACAUGCUCACGCUUGAAUGGAAUUGGAUGCGAUAUUUUUCUGCGAAAAGUCAAAAUCUGCAAUUUGAGACACAUUACGGAUCAGAAUGCUGAAAUCGUAAUCGGUGUAUUGAAGGCCUUUCGAUAUGUCAUAUCAGAGCUGCGGCUAGACAUGAAUGCGAUUUCGCACUCAAAUUCAUCGGCGAUAUUAGACACGAUAAUUCGAGACUGUACGGAAUUGAAAUCGUUGACCAUCGAAGGGUACAAAGUUCCGGACAAUCGAAAGGAUAUUGAUAAAUUGGGACUGUUGUUUAAGAAUUUGGAGAAACUGCACCUUGAGUACGUGUUCAUCGAGGACAUUGAUGACUCAAAUGCAGUGGAAACUGCAAGUGAACCGUUGAUCAACAAUAUUUUUACCGGCUGUCAAUCGUUGAUCAGUUUGAAAGUCGUUAAUUGCUACCAUUUCAAGCUAGCUAUAUUCGAAAGUAGCUUCCCCAAGCUUGAACAUUUUGACUACAAAUCUGGCGCUGUUGACGAUGACAACAACAUCAGAGAUUUCAUUUUGCGUCACCGCAACCUUAAAACAUUUCGAUUGGACACGGACUGUAAUGACUAUUUGGAAUUUCUUGCUGGAUGCAAGAAUUUGACAAACUUGAACAUCCGUUUGGACACGAAACUAUAUCUACAUCCAUUGCUACAUCGUCCGCAUUCAAAUGUGAGUGACUCUGUUAAAAGUCUCGCAAAUUUCCAGCAUUUAAAGGAACUGACGAUUGAAUGCAGUGGCUACGAUGCUGCUACGAAGCUCAUCCGAGUACUUCCACAAUUAUCCCAGUCAUUGGAGUGCUUUCAUGUAGAAUAUUUUAGUGGAAGCUCGGCGUUGAUCCCGGCUGUAGUGCAACUUAAAAAUUUACGGAUCUUCCGUUUGCACGGGCACAAUGGCACUAUAGACAUUAGUCGUAUGGGCGAAUUAUCAGAACUCGUCGAACUGUCCCUUAUCGAUGUGGAAGUAAAAAAGGUUGAUCUCAUCGAAAUGGCCAACAGUUUGGUUAACUUAAAAAAACUUAAGUUUUAUGUGAAUGACUUCCAAAUUACAAACGAAUUGUAUGCACAACUACUUGAUGUAUUGGGACAACGAAAGCCUAAAUCUCAGCAUUUGGAAAUGUAUUGCCGUACGGCUAUUGAUUUUGUGCGUGAAUUCUGUCAGACAAUGGUGGAAAUUAAAUUCUAAUGUGAUGCAAAGCUUAUCUUUAAACAUACAAAUCUCCCAAAGAGUAAUUCUAUUUGAAAAUCGAUUUCGUAAUUCGAUUUCGAAUUCAAUAUUGUUUAACAGAAAAAUCGCUUGUUAUGCGUUAAGUAGAGUUAAGGAAGAAAUUUAGUAUUAAAAUGUUAGUCCCUCAAAGUAAUUUAAGCAAAUAUUGGGUUUUGUUCAUUUUUUCACUAUUUUAAAGUAAAAUUACUCAAUUUUUGUGACGGACAAUAAAGUUCAAAUUACAAUUAUA